Choloepus didactylus (southern two-toed sloth) is the source of this 1946-nucleotide messenger RNA. RefSeq names its product N-terminal EF-hand calcium binding protein 3 (gene NECAB3). The coding region runs from base 39 to 1157 and encodes 372 amino acids. Gene Ontology annotation, biological process: regulation of amyloid precursor protein biosynthetic process. Lineage: Eukaryota; Metazoa; Chordata; Mammalia; Pilosa; Megalonychidae. The transcript has 14 exons. The record is from RefSeq and is a predicted model, not a curated record. Gene Ontology annotation, cellular component: cytoplasm; Golgi cis cisterna; endoplasmic reticulum. Gene Ontology annotation, molecular function: calcium ion binding.
AGCCGCAGCCGAGUCCGAGGCGAGCGGGCGGCGGCGCCAUGGCGUGUGCGGGACUGCUCACCGUGUGCCUGCUCCGGCCGCCCGCGCCCGAGCCCCCGCGGCCCCCUGUGCCCACGCCCGACGCCGGGCCCGCCGGACACGCGCUCUUCCAGGACGUUUUCCGCAGAGCGGACAAGAAUGAUGAUGGUAAGCUGUCAUUUGAGGAAUUCCAGAAUUACUUUGCCGAUGGGGUUCUCAGCCCAGAGGAGCUGCGAGAACUGUUCAGCGGCAUUGAUGGGCAUCCCACUGAAUUACUUCUCAGAACACCUGGGCAUCUACCGGCCUGUGUUGGCUGCGCUGGAGACGCUGAACCAAGCAGUGCUCACUGCCAUGGACACCACCAAACUGAUGAGGAAACUGAGGCGCAAGGAGGUGAAGGGAAUUGGCCUGACAUCCCAGCUGGCAAAUGCCUCCCUGAGUAUGAGGGGUCCUCCAAGGUGGACCAGUUUAUGACCCGCUUCCUGCUGCGGGAGACAGUGAGCCAGCUCCAAGCCCUGCAGAACUCGCUGGAGGGAGCCUCAGAUACCCUGGAGGCCCAGGCCUGUGGCCCACGGCUGGAUGACGAGAGCGUGGAGGUGCAGAGCAGGCCUCGUGGCGGCUGGCGGGCAGGACGCAAGGCCCCAGGGUGCAUCAGUCGCUCACCCACCUGGUCUCCCGGCCCCUCUGACAGAGAGCAGAGCUCAGAGGCCGAGCUGCAGUGGCGGCUCCAGGUCAACCGCCUCCAGGAACUCAUCGACCAGCUUGAGUGCAAGGCCCCCCGACUGAAGCCCCUGCGUGAAGAGGAGUUUGCCAAGGGGCCCGACUCACACAUACUCGUGGCCCAGAGGCAGGUCCAGGUGGCAGAGGAAACCCUGCAGGACUUCCACCACGCCCUGUGCUGCUAUGUGGACUUCACAGGGGCCCAGAGCCAUUGUCUGCAUGUGUCCACAGAGAAGAUGCUGGACCAUGCUUCCUUCGUCCUGUAUGAGUUCUGGCAGGAUGAGGCCUCCUGGAGAAGGCACCAGCAGUCGGCCUGCAGUAAGGCCUUCCAGCGCAUCCUCAUUGACCACCUGCAGGCUCCGGACACCCUCACCACUGUGUUCUUCCCAGCCUCCUGGUGGAUUAUGAAUAAUAAUUGAGCCUGAUAUACUCAAGCCAAGGACCCUGGGCACUGCCUGCCUCCUUCUGGAGCUUCCUGGACUGGCCAACUCAGCACCAAGGCCUGAGAGACAAGACCAAGGACCCUGCCUCCUCCUAGGCCUGGGCCUGGGCUCUCAGAGGCCUUCCUGACUCAGUUGGUGGAUGGUCUCUCAGCCCAUGGAUGAGAGGCUGUGCUGCUUGCUUUCUGUUUAUUAGUUAGUCAGUGUGUUUCAUUGUUUGUGGCUUCAUCCGCCGAGGCACUCUGGCUGCCUGGACUCAGAAGGCCUGGGGUCUGGUUCCUGCUGUGUGACCCAAGACAGAUCCCUUCCCUCUCUGGGCCUCAGGCCACCUGACUGUCUAGUAGGUGCCCUGCAUUCUUCCCGCUGUGUUAGAAGGAAGAACACAGCUCCUCCUCCCCCGCCAGCAGCAGAACCAGGGCUGAUGCUCAGGGACCCCUACCUUGACCCCCGACCCCAGAGGCCAGGCCGGACCAGGCUGCAGUGUUGGGUAAGGACCUGAGGAUCCCUGAGGCUCUCCCAGGCUGGCAGGCUCCAGGCUCUUCCAGUGCCUGUGUUGGACUAGAGACCUCUGGAGCAUCCUGGGUGGGUUUGCAUGUCAUUUGCAUGUCAUUUGCAUGUUCACAUUCCACCCACACUUAAGGCACUGUAGGAAGCCCCAAGGUGACCUUGCCAAGUAGCAAUAAUUUGGGCCCAUAAUCACUUGCUGUCCCCAAAGACAACUUCAGCACAGGAUCCCAGCAUCUGGGCAAUAAAGGCAGUGGGCACCUC